Phyllotreta striolata is the source of this 646-nucleotide messenger RNA. The record is from the annotation of a GenBank genome assembly. Lineage: Eukaryota; Metazoa; Arthropoda; Insecta; Coleoptera; Chrysomelidae.
CGGGGGAUGUUUUUUAUUGCAGGUGUGGUUCCAAAAUCGCCGGGCGAAGUGGAGGAAAACGGAAAAGUGUUGGGGCCGCAGUACCAUCAUGGCCGAGUACGGACUGUACGGGGCGAUGGUACGACAUUCGCUCCCCCUACCGGAGACGAUACUGAAGAGCGCCAAAGAGAACGACAGCGUCGCCCCUUGGCUGUUAGCGUUAAGAAAGACUUCGAUCGACAAAUAUCAAAAAGCGGGUACUAUCCGUCGGGAUGUCGUUUCAGGAAUGCACAGGAAGUCCCUCGAAGCAGCCGAACACCUAAAAGACGACGGUACCGGCAGCGAUCACGAGGAGACGACCUCGAUGCGCACCGAAAACAGCGACACGAGCGCCGCCUCCAGCCUGCCGCCGUCCUCACAGCAGGACGCCAAGGAACCGCCGCCGUCGCAGCCGCCGCCGCCGCCGCCGCCGUCGGGCUAUCCGGACGAUCCGGAGGCGUUCCGGAACAAUUCGAUAGCCUGUCUGCGCGCCAAGGCGCAGGCGCACAGCGCCAAAAUCAUGAAUCACAAUUUGAUGAUGCAGCUGCAGGGCAGCCCGACGGGUUGCGAUGCGAACGCCAACAGUCUGCAGCAGGUCGGGAAGGCCGAGACGCCGGGGAUUUUCUGA